Molecule: messenger RNA, 1091 nt
Organism: Solanum tuberosum (potato)
Lineage: Eukaryota; Viridiplantae; Streptophyta; Magnoliopsida; Solanales; Solanaceae
Product: hornerin
Exons: 2
Coding region: 88-876 (262 amino acids)
Source: RefSeq, a predicted model, not a curated record
AAUGGCUAUAUCAAGUAAGAGAGCCAUAAGAAACUAGAACUCAAAAAUACCAAGAGUCGUUUUCUGUUCAGUUUCUGACGAAUAUCAAUGGCGUCACUUCAGUGCCAAAAGCCAGUUGCACAACAAACUGUCUGCCAAAAAACCACCAACACUGCCACUUGCCACAAGGCGAAUGAGCACCACUCUUUGGCUGACAAAAUGAAAGAGAUGACAACCAAGAUGUUGCACCACGACAACCAUGGACAGCAAUCUGCCUGCCAUGGCGCCAAAACUCAACAUUCAGCAGGCCAUGGAUCCACUGCUAUCCACGGAAAUCAUGGUAGCCACGGCCAGCAGACUGCAUGCCAUGGCGCAAAAACUCAACAUUCAGCAGGCCAUGGCUCCACUGCUAUGCAUGGAAAUCAUGCUAAGGGACAGAACACUGCAUGCCAUGAUGCUAAAACUCAACAUUCAGCAGGCCAUGGCUCCACUGUUGGGCAUGGAAAUCAUGCUAAGGGCCAGAACACUGCAUGCCAUGGCACCAAAACUCAACAUUCAGCAAGCCAUGGAUCCACUGCUACUAAUGGAAAUCAUGCUAAGGGCCAGAUCACUGCAUGCCAUGGCGCCAAAACUCAACAUUCAACAGGCCAUGGCUCCACUGCUAUGCACGGAAGUCAUGGUAGCCACAACCAGCAGACUGUGUGCCAUGGCUCGAAGAAGGAAGGGGGCAUCAUGCAUAAGAUAGGUAGUCAGCUGAAGACCAUCAGGAAAAAGAAGAACAAAGAUGGACACUGCAGAGAUGGCAGUGACAGCAGUGACAGCAGCGACAGCAGCAGCAGCAGUGAUGAUGAGAGCGACAAUGAGAACGGUGGAAGGAAGAAGAAGGAGAGCUGCUGAAGAAGUAAGCUGCAACAAUCAAGUGAGUAAGAGACAGAAGCUAUAACACUAAUAAACUUCUGUUGCUCAAUAAUUAUGUACUUUAAUUAAAGGGUGCUAUGUGUGUGUCUCUCUGAAGGAGUCAGGUGUGCUGCAUGAAUAAAUGCAAAUACUUCUAUUGUACCUAUUACCUAUGGCCUUUCAAGUAAUGAAAUAAACUUGUGAGAUCAGUAUUU